GUUCAAGGCUUCGGCUUUCCUGAGGACCGUCACAACUGGAAGAUGGCGGCCGCUAGUCAGACCGUCGUAUUGGAUAACGGUGGCUCCACAAUCAAAGCCGGAAUCGUGCGCACAGAUCUUGGGGUCGAUGAUGAGGUCCGGCUCAUCCCAAACGCCGUCGUGCGUUCAAAAGGGGACAAGGCGACAUUUGUAGGACAUGAAAUCGGAAGAUGCAAAGAUUACACCACCCUUCAUUACCGUCUCCCCUUCGAGAAGGGUUACCUGGUUGACUGGGAUGCGCAGAAGGCCAUCUGGGACGGCCUAUUUUCGUCAGAAGUCUUGUCCGUAAAUGCUUCCGAAUCCUCCUUACUGAUCACAGAGCCGUAUUUCAAUUUGCCAAACAUACAAGACAUUUACGACCAAUUCGUGUUCGAGGAAUACGAGUUUCUUUCGUACCAUAGAUGCACACCUGCUGCGAUGAUUCCAUAUGGCCAGCUCUUUGCAGUCGAAGGGUUGCAACCGCCGGAGUGCAGUCUGAUUGUUGACUCCGGCUUCAGCUUUACGCAUGUCGUCCCUAUCAUCAACAACCAGAUCCAGUGGCAUGCUGUCAAGAGGUUGGAUGUCGGCGGCAAACUCCUCACCAAUCAGUUAAAAGAAGUGAUCUCUUACCGACAAUGGAACAUGAUGGACGAGACAUACAUCGUGAAUCACGUUAAAGAAUCCUGUUGUUAUGUCUCCUCAAAUUUCUUCGCCGACCUGGAGACAUGCCGGUUGAAAGCGAAGAAGAGUGAAAUCGCCCAGGAGUACAUAUUACCUAACUACGAGCCAGGACACGAACUGGCACCUAUGGACCAAGUUCUAGUCAUGGAGAAUGAACGGUUUACCAUACCAGAACUCCUAUUUCGCCCCGACGAUAUCGGACUAGAACAAUCUGGGUUAUCCAGCAUGAUCGCAGCCUCCAUUUCGCUCCUGCCAGAAGAUCUCCAGGGUAUGUUUUGGGCGAACAUAGGUUUGAUCGGCGGCAAUACCAUAUUCCCUGGAUUUCAUGAGCGAUUGAUGAGCGAACUACGCAGCCUUGCACCCGUCGAGUACGACAUACAAAUAUACCGUUCCAAAGACGCUAUAACUGAAGCAUAUCGCUCAUCUCUCGAAUUUGUCAGAUCGGCUGAUUUCGCUACCCACUUUGUCACCAGAGCUGAGUACCUCGAAAGCGGUUCCCAUGCGAUUCGGAGGAAGUUCGGACACUGGCAAUCAGGAAAUAGUAACAAAAGUGGAGAAAGGGUCAUGAAAAGCUCGAGCUCCGCAGAUGUGGUGCCUCAGUUGAGCAAGAAGCCCAGUAGGUCGAGAAUUCGUACAGCCCCAUCUACUUCGUCUCGCCGCCGAUAAUCGUUUUGAAACGGACACCCGUUUUCACAGUACCUGAGUUGAGG
Pisolithus orientalis is the source of this 1409-nucleotide messenger RNA. RefSeq names its product actin family. Gene Ontology annotation, cellular component: Swr1 complex. Lineage: Eukaryota; Fungi; Basidiomycota; Agaricomycetes; Boletales; Pisolithaceae. Bases 43 to 1365 code for a protein of 440 amino acids. The record is from RefSeq and is a predicted model, not a curated record. The transcript is spliced from 11 exons. Gene Ontology annotation, molecular function: nucleosome binding.